CUCAAAUGGUCUGAGGGUUUCUGGAAUCCAUGUCCUGGCAAUGGUGGCUGAUGCUUACUUUGAAGGGGCUUGGACUCUUCCUCGAGGCAGGCCUACUAUUGUAAAUAUGUUUACAGAUUUGCUCUCUCUGCAUGUUCCUGUUUCGAAUAACAGUUCAAAUGGUGCGUUUGGUAGUUUCUCCAAUUCGAAAACUUGGAACUCUUUACAUCUGUUACAUGUGGUAUUUGGUUUAAAUAAUGUAUUCCAAAUUAUGUGUUUCAUAUGUGGGUUGUGGUUUGUGACCGCCUGCCAACGAGAGAUUGUUUACGAAAUUGGAGGCUCACCAUUCCAAUUGAUUGUUUGCUAUGUGGGUCGGGUGAGGAGUCAAGAAGUUUUGAGCGUUUUCUUCGAUUAUAACGACAUUUCCACUCCAGUGUUAUUCAAAGAUAUCAUUAAAUGGGUUAACUCGUUUUCCUCAAAUCAAAAAAUUGAGGCUCAUCUGUCUGCUCAUCUUCCAAGCAGUAACUUAUUAUUAAAGGAAACAAACUCAAGAUUACAUAAUUCGGAUUCCAAAUCAGCCGUAGUUAAGGAAAUC
Messenger RNA from Thlaspi arvense, 574 nucleotides. Lineage: Eukaryota; Viridiplantae; Streptophyta; Magnoliopsida; Brassicales; Brassicaceae. The record is from the annotation of a GenBank genome assembly.